Molecule: messenger RNA, 3036 nt
Organism: Rhizoctonia solani
Lineage: Eukaryota; Fungi; Basidiomycota; Agaricomycetes; Cantharellales; Ceratobasidiaceae
Product: Retrotransposable element Tf2 protein
Exons: 5
Coding region: 1-3036 (1011 amino acids)
Biological process (GO): DNA integration
Molecular function (GO): nucleic acid binding
Source: RefSeq, a predicted model, not a curated record
AUGAGCAACUACCCAGCAGAAUCUCUAAAAACCCUCAUAGACUCAGGAGCAACUUCAAACUUUAUCUCCCCCUCCAUAGUUGAAAAAUACAAAAUCCCAAAAACCCUACUCAAAAAUCCACAAGUAGUGAGAAUGUUAGAUGGUACUAUAUCCCAGACUGGUUGCAUCUGGCACCAGGUACAACUCACGGUCUUGGCCAAUGGCCACACACACUCCAUCCCUUUCCUUGUUUGUCCAAUAGGCAACACCCUGGCUAUCCUUGGCAUGACAUGGCUUACGUCUGAAUCCCCUCUAAUAGACUGGCAACAGGGUCUAGUCACAUUCCCUGAGCAAGUACAAAUUGCCUCCAAGGAAGAAGCAGAUCCAGAUCCGUUAGCGGAACUCCCCACUCAAUACCACAAGUUUGCAAAGGUAUUUGGCAAAGAGGAAUUUAAGGUCCUACCCCCACACAGGGAAUAUGAUAUCUCAAUAGACCUUGUUCCCAACGCCAAACUAUCUCCAGGACCUAUCUAUGGAAUGACAGACGCAGAAUCCAAAGCCCUGAAGCAACACAUUGAUGAGGAGCUAGCAACAGGGAAGAUCCGCCCCAGUACCUCCUUGGCGGGCGCCCCUGUUAUGUUUGUCAAAAAAGCAGAUGGUUCCCUAAGACUGGUAGUUGAUUACAGGAAGCUCAAUGAUGUCACCCACAAGAACAUAUACCCACUACCAAGGCAGGACAAUUUAAUGGCCAAGCUCAGACAUGCAAAAUUAUUCACCAAGUUGGAUUUACAAUGGGGUUACAACAAUGUUUGGAUCAAGGAAGGAGAUGAGUGGAAGACAGCCUUCAGAACCAAAUAUGGGCUAUUCAAAUAUCUGGUCAUGCCUUUUGGUCUCACCAACGCACCAGUUGCCUUCCAACAUUUCAUGAAUGACCUCUUCAGGGACCUUAUCAACAUUACUGUGGUUAUCUACUUAGACAACAUCCUGAUCUUCUCAGAAAACCCAGAAGAUCACCCAGGACACAUCAGAGAAGUCCUGGUGCAACUAAUGAAGAAUCAGCUAUUCUGCAAACUGUCCAAAUGCCACUUCCACAUUACCACGGUAGAUUACUUGGGCAUUGUCAUAUCCCCUGCAGGCUUCUCCAUGGAUUGGGAGAAGAUUGAAGCAGUCACGUCAUGGCCUCCCCCCAAAACGGUCAUACAGGUUCAGGCCUUCUUAGGCUUUGAAACCCCCUGGUCAUGGGGCCAUCUGGAAGAAGCUGCAUUCCAAGAACUGAAAGUCCUUGUCAGCAAAUCCCCGGUUCUCAUUCACUCUAACCCCAAACUUCCCUACUACUUGGAGACAGACGCAUCAGGAGUGGCUAUGGGCGCCAUAUUAAGCCAAAGAGGACCAGACAACCGGCUACACCCCAUUGCCUACAUGUCAAAAUCCUUCUCCAGUGCCAAAGCAAAUUAUGAUACCCACAACAAGGAACUAUUGGCCAUCAUCAAGGCUCUAGAGGAAUGGCGUAUUUUCCUGGAAGCAACAGACAAACCAGUUCAAGUAUUCACUGAACAUUGCAACCUUGAAUACUGGAUGCAAGCAAGAACCUUCAACCGGCAACAUGCUAGAUGGCGCGUAUUCCUGAGCAAUUUCAACUUUGAAAUCCACUAUUGCCCAAGGAAACAAUCAGGGAAACCCAACGCCUUAUCCAGGAGAUUGGACUACAAGGAUGAACCCCAAGAACCAGAGAUCAUGUUGCCAUCAGAAGUCUUUGCCAAUACCACAGAAGAAGAGUUGGAAAUUGUCAUGGAGAUUUGUCACAGACUGAGGGAGGACCCCUCCCUGGAACCUGUUAUCCAGUUCCUCACAGAAGAUGCAGACAAUGCCCCACCAUCCAUUUUGGUCCCUGACAACAAACUGCUAAAGGAGAGACUCCUAAGGGAAUUUCACAAUUCACCCCUGGCAGGACACCCAGGCCAACAGAGAACCCUUGAGCUCUUAAGUUGUAACUACUGGUGGCCAGGAAUGAAGUCCUCUGCCAAGGAAUGGCCCUUAGAAGUUCCCCCCUUCCCGUUCCACACCAUCUCUUACAACUUUAUCACAGGGUUCCCCAAGUCUCAAGGUUACAAUGCAAUCCUGGUUGUCAUAGACCUGUUCUCAAAGUUUGGUCACUUCAUCCCUACUUCCAAAAAGGUCACAGCUAAGGGACUGGGAGAUUUAUUCAUUACCCAUGUCUGGAAACUCCACGGGUUGCCACAACAACUCAGGGUGAAACCAGCAUUUUCCUCCGUGUAUCACCCCAAAUCAGAUGGACAGAUGGAAAGAGUGAACCAAUUCAUUGAGUUCUACCUUUGUUCCUAUGUAGCUGCCAAUCAUUUGGACUGGGCCGCUUGGUUACCUCUGGCAGAAUAUUCAUAUAACAACACCAAACAUGCAGCCACAGGAAAGACUCCUUUUGAACUAGUCUAUGGAAGGAACCCAGUAAUGAACCCAUCUAACGUCCCAUCCAACGUCCCCAAAGCAGAUCAAGUGGCGCACACAUUAGCUAGAGAAUGGAAGGAAGCCAAAGCGGCCCUAAGGAUGAGCAAAGAAAGAAUGGCCAGGGAAAAGGGAACAAUACCCAAGUACACAAUUAGCAAGAAGGUCUGGCUAGACAGGAAAAAUGUGGAGCUUAGAACCAACUCCAACAAGCUAGACCCCAAACGCCUAGGCCCAUUUGAGAUCACAGAGAAAAUUUCCAGCCACGCCUACCGCUUGAAGCUUCUGGAAUCCUUGAAAAUCCACAAUGUAUUCUACAUGGGGCUACUGUCCAAAUCCCAUGAAUCCCCAAGCCAACCUUUCCUGGAACAACCCCCUCCUGAAACAAUAGAAGGGGAAGAAGAAUAUGAGGUAGAGCAAAUCCUUGACUCAAAAAGACAACAAGGAAGAUGGUUCUACUUGAUCAAAUGGAAGGGAUAUGGUCCGGAAGAUAACUUGUGGGAACCAGAGGAACUCUUAGAACACAGCCAGGAGGAGAUCCAACGCUUCAACAAGUUGCAACUGAAAAAGGCUUGUGACUCCGCCAAGAGCCUUUAA